This is a messenger RNA of Syngnathus typhle (broad-nosed pipefish), 2390 nucleotides long. It is a transcript of the gene entpd3, whose product is annotated as ectonucleoside triphosphate diphosphohydrolase 3. Bases 334 to 1854 code for a protein of 506 amino acids. The transcript has 11 exons. The record is from RefSeq and is a predicted model, not a curated record. Gene Ontology annotation, biological process: nucleoside diphosphate catabolic process. Gene Ontology annotation, molecular function: GDP phosphatase activity; UDP phosphatase activity. Gene Ontology annotation, cellular component: plasma membrane. Lineage: Eukaryota; Metazoa; Chordata; Actinopteri; Syngnathiformes; Syngnathidae.
UUCUCCUCUCUCACCACCGUCUUUUGUUGGGGUACACCACUCCCGUUGCGAGCGGGCUAGAGAAUCUGCUGAGCUCUCCCACUCACGGCGGCGGCCACUUUUUCUCACUCCUCAUCUCCUCAGUGCCCUCGCCUGUACUUUUUUCCUCAGGGUCCUUGUCUGUUAAACGUCCACCGAGCAGGUCUUCAAGGGCACACCUCACACGCCUGAGGACCCGUUCCUACAAGCAGAAGGAGCAGCACGUGAAAGAAAAUAUGUCCUAUUUGCCUGGAGGCACCUUGGCACUAGGGAUAAAUAAGGAGUGCUCGGUGUUCAAAGACAAAACGCAAGGAAAUGGCUUCAAAGCGAAAAGUGGGCUACAAGUGUCGCAUAGCCACAGUUCUCUUCCUCCUCCUGGCGAGCAUCGCCGGGCUCAUAACUGUUGCCGUCAUCCAGAGCAAUUGGGGGUCCAAAGAGUAUGGCACGGAGUACGGCAUAGUGAUUGACUCGGGAUCGUCUCGCUCCAACAUCUAUUUGUACGAGUGGCCGGGGGCGAAGGAGAAUGAAACGGGAGUGGUGACGGAGAGAUUGAACUGUAACGUACAUGGUGUUCCAAUCUCUGAUUUGAAAAUUGACCCGAAGAAAGAUGCAGAAACAUGGGAAGGCUUCAAAGCUUGCAUGAAAAAUGUCUCUGCAGCCAUUCCUGUUAAAAAGCACAGAACAACCCCUCUGUUCUUGGGAGCUACUGCUGGAAUGAGAUUGUUACUAGAGAAGGAUGUGAAGCGGGCUAGCGAAGUCCUGGACAGUCUGAAGGUAUAUCUCCAAUCUCUGCCCUUUGACUUCCACAAUGCAUCGGUCAUUACUGGUCAGGAGGAAGGACUGUACGGGUGGAUUACUGUCAACUAUUUGAUGGGGAACUUUCUGGAGAAAAACCUAUGGAACACCUAUGUUCGUCCACAGACGUCAAAGACUGUGGGCUCAAUGGAUCUGGGCGGUGCGUCGACACAAAUCGCCUUUGCGGUUAACGAAGCGCUGACCGGCCCUAACUACGUGCACGUCAAGUUGUACGGCUACCCUUACAAUGUCUACACUCACAGUUUCCUCUGCUAUGGCAAGAAUGAAGCUGAGAAGAUGGUUUUGGACAAAGUCAUUCAGGAAUCGUCGGACCCUGCCUACAUUACCAAUCCCUGCUACCCCACUGGCGUGAAUGUAACCUUGCAGGCCUCGCUCAUUUAUGACUCCGAGUGCACAAAGAAACAAAAUGACUACAAUCCAGAUCGACAAUACAUUAUGGUGGGAUCUGGCGCCUCGGAGCAGUGUGAGAGGGUAGUAAAAUCCAUAUUUGAUUUCACCAAUUGUUCCUCGGCUCACUGUUCCUUCAAUGGGGUCGAGCAGCCGCCUGUCACUGGGGAAUUUAUGGCAUAUGCGGGCUAUUUCUAUGUCGCUAGAGCAUUGUUGAUGAACACAACAACGGACACCAUCAGACCAUCAGAGUAUGAUGAAUUCAACAACGCAAUUAUCCAGUCAUGCGACACACCUUGGAGUGAGCUGAAGAUCCAAAAGAAAUGGGUCAAUCCCGGUUACCUUCGCACCUAUUGCUUUGCAAGUCAUUACAUCUUCACUCUGCUGACCAACGGCUACAAAUUUGACUCCAACACGUGGAAAGACAUUGGUUUUCAAAAACAGGUGAAGAACACCAAUGUAGGUUGGAGUUUGGGCUACAUGCUCAGUUGCUCCAAUAUGAUCCCGUCUGAGCUGAAUGAAGUCCUACCGUUGACUGAUCCUGUCUUUGCCGCUCUUAUCUUUUUAUUUUCAGCUCUGACCAUUAUUACUGUCAUCUUGAUUUUCAUCAUUCUUAUUCGCACAUGCUACUAAGUAGGCCCAGGCAUGUCUUAGAAUUUGGCAACAGUUUGUUAUCCUAAAAUGAAUUUCAAUACAGAGUAUUGUUAACAUGGUGUUGUAAAGGACAGACGAUAAAAGUAUGAGUACUAUAAGAAAAACAUCACAAUAUUUCCACUUAAUUCUCUUAUUUAUGUAUGUAUGAGUGUGUGUGUGUGUGUGUGUGCGUGCGCGCGCGUCCUUAAAAUUUUUUCUCUCUCACAAAGACUACAUGUUCCAUGAAGUUAGGUCUAACUCUGCGAAAUUACAUCUGCAUUGAAAUUUUAUUUAGGUUGAGUCAAUCAAAGAGGUAUCUGGAUAUUUGGUUGGGCGUGUCAGUGCAGUGCAGAUGAGUCUCUUGUAUUCAGCAAUGGGAUAUCAGUGUACAUUUCACCUUUGCAUGUUCAGAUAUUACAAUACUGUCUUUUCAAAUGAACGUGAUAUUACAAACAUGUUUGAAAAUGUUCAAAAUCAUGUCUGAGGCGCAAGCAUAAAUAAAAAUAAUUAUAAUUAAAAAUAUAAUAAAAGACCAA